AUGAAGAACCUAAUCGGCUACUACGCGCUCGCGACCACCUUGGCUGCGGGUGUCGUUGCGCACUCGCACAGCCGCUUCCACCGCCAUCUCAACGAGGAUACGGCGGCCAGGAAUGAACGGCGCCAGCAAUUGGUGAUCAAGUGUGUCUCUGCGCCGGACGUGUACACGACUCCCAAGGGAAAACCUAUCCCUGCCGAAGUGGCCCGGCAUGGACUUCAAGACGGCAGCUUGAAAAAAAAAGGCGAGUCUGCGAAUUGCGAGUCUCUCAACGGAGCCCAGUUCAAGGAGGAUGAUAAAGAUACGCCGCCUCCACCCCCAUCCAAGCCACCCCACGCGGAGACGCCGGCCGAACCACCUAGGAAGACACUCUCCGAUUCAAAUCCAAAGGCCCCAAUCCACUCCGGUUCCGAAGGUGCCUCUGGCUUGGAUGAACGGUUUGUAAGCAACACAAUCAAGUGCGCCGAGUUUCCCUCGCAGUUCGGCGCAGUUGCGUUGGAUUGGCUGGGCUUAGGUGGAUGGUCUGGCCUCCAGCAUGUCCCCGGUUACACCAGCGAAACCACGAGCAUCGAGUAUAUCAGAACUGGAACUAGUAGGGACGGGGAUUCCUGCAGCCCGUACACCAUGUGCUCUUAUGCCUGCCCGCCUGGAUAUCAGAAGACUCAGUGGCCCAUGGCCCAGGGAGCGAGGAAUGAGUCCAUCGGUGGCCUCUUCUGCAACUCGGAUGGCUUUCUCGAGCUGACCCGUCCUAGCCAUACGACACUUUGCCAGCGAGGUGUCGGUAAUAUCACAAUUCAGAACGAUCUCGACGAAGUUGUCUCCACCUGCCGCACCGACUAUCCUGGAACAGAGAGCAUGGUCAUUCCUGCCAUCGCACAGCCCGGCCAGGGAGUUGCACUAACGGUGAACGACCAGCAAAAGGACUAUGUCUGGGCAGGGAAACUCACCUCCGCCCAGUAUUAUGUCAACAAGAAAGGCAUGGGCGCCAAAGAUGGGUGUGUGUGGGAUAGCCUCGUUGAUUUACACGGUGCAGGUGACAAAGCUCCGAUGAAUAUUGGUGCGGGCUUGGCGAAAGGGAGAAUUUUUUUCUCCAUCGCCCCGAAUUCUGCUGUCAGCACCGCCAAGUUGGGUUUCAACAUUCAGCUUAUCGUCGACGGUGUCGUUGAUAAAAAAUGCGGUUACAAGGACGGACAGUUCGUUGAUGGCGUCGCGGCGGGCUGCACAGCUCUUGAGGACGUCAUAGGCCAACCGCUUCGUGCACUUUCUUUCUUGGAUAUGCGCUCUUCCUGUCCUUCAGACUCGCAAAGGGACGGUGAGGUUGAAACCAAGCUGAAGUUUGCGAGAAGGCAAGGUGUUCCGACGGAUAUCCCGGCUGCGCAGAAGUACCCCGUCGGGCAGAUGUGGGAGGGGGGGUCGACAGGAGGAUGA
Molecule: messenger RNA, 1425 nt
Organism: Drechmeria coniospora
Lineage: Eukaryota; Fungi; Ascomycota; Sordariomycetes; Hypocreales; Ophiocordycipitaceae
Exons: 2
Coding region: 1-1425 (474 amino acids)
Biological process (GO): fungal-type cell wall organization
Cellular component (GO): cell surface; fungal-type cell wall
Source: RefSeq, a predicted model, not a curated record